AUGCUCAUUGACGGUGAAAAGUGGGCUUGUGAAGCUUGCGUCCGCGGCCACCGUGUGACAACCUGUAAACACAAUGAUCGACCAUUGAUCCGCAUCGCCAGAAAGGGUCGCCCCUUUUUGACCUGCUCUGUAUGCAACUGCACCCCAUGCCAAGCUCCAGAGGAGCACACCAAACUCAGACGUGAGGCAGAGUCCAAGUCUCAAUCUUCAAAAAAAUCAUCCGGUAGACCCUCCCGUCCAAACAGCGCCCUCCAACCUAUCGCGCCCCGUCCUUCGCUCGACUCUGCCACCCCGGCCGCCAGCCACGCUGCGAUCCAGGCACCGCUCGCAGGUCAUCCCAGCGCAGCUGGCGCCGUCCCCGCACGACCGGGGAUUUCUCCGAGUCCCCGCAGCUCGACAGAGACAGACACCCGGAUGGGUAUGAGCCAGAGUCCCGGAUACACAUCCGGCGACUCGCACGCACAGCGGCAUCCCCAUCCUGGCGCGCGAUCUACCGCCCCAGCUGCCCCUAUUCCAGUCUCACUCCCAGUAUUCACCACCGCGCCCCCGCCCUUGCACUUCCCGCUAACCUGCGGCUCGUUCGCAACUCCCGCUCUCGCUUCCGUCGCUGACAUCCCCGUCUCGAUGGCGCUGAUGCACGGCGACGCGCACGGCGCCGGGUUCCUGUUCGCGGACGGCGCGGGCGGCUACGCAGGCGACGGGGUCUUCUCGCUAGACGAUCUGGAUGUGGGCGUGGGCGUGGGCGGAGGUGCGAUGAUGCAGUCUGAAUGGGGGGAUCAGUUCUGGCUGGGGGAUGAUUCUGUGUGA
This is a messenger RNA of Aspergillus lentulus, 807 nucleotides long. The record is from RefSeq and is a predicted model, not a curated record. Lineage: Eukaryota; Fungi; Ascomycota; Eurotiomycetes; Eurotiales; Aspergillaceae.